GUAGGCAUUACCGACAAAUAUCUAUAUUUUGUGAGAGAUUCAUCCGGCUGCAAAUUUUCCUAUUUUCCAGCCUAGCCAACGAUUAACGGCUAAUGGUUUCCCAACGAGAUUUAAAACCGCGCUGAAGCAAUCGGGCGAAGUUUGGAAAUGUACUUAAUUCAGAGGCAGGGGCCGUGUCAUGCCCGCAUGUCUCAGGUCCCCGAAAUCGACCACUUGUAACAACUGUGUAUCAACUGACAUAAAAACCCUGUGCGCCUGACUUGCAAACGCGCAUCUAUGGAAUAUCGAUUACGCGAACCGUGCAUGACAUAAACAGUCGCCGUUUGAUCUAAAAACACAUGUAACAGUGGCGGAAAUCAAAUUAUUAAUCAGCAGUUGCUGCUGGUGCUUCAGAGAAUCGGGAACAUGUACACAAGAAGCUUCGGGUACGGUAGCCAAAGCUAUGGCCAUUACAACCCUCAGUACCACAUUCCACAGCAAAACUCACCGCACCAUCCAUCGUAUCAACCGUACAUUUAUAACGCUCCCCGUUACGGAUUUAACGCGUUCACUCGCGCCAACCCAGCUCCGUUCAACCACAUUUCACCAUCACCUUCGGCGAUUCAUUACCCAGGAGAAUCGCGCAUGCCAGACCUUGCAGGUCCAAGACAAAGCUACGAAGCGCACUGCCAUUACUACUCGCCUCCUUCCCUUCAUCCGCAGCCUGUUACUCAGCCGCCAGAGCCAGCGAAUCAGAGAGAGAAGGAAGCAGACAACGGCUUAAACGAAGGAAGCGCCAGCGAGAAAUUAGCGGAGAAUUGCUACCCAGUUGAUGAAGUUGAUGACGAUGAAGACGAAGAAGAGGAAAAAUCCGAGAAACCCAAGGGCAAGAAACGAAAAGAAAGGACAGCUUUUACAACACAUCAACUACGUGAACUGGAAAACGAAUUUGUGCGAAAUAACUAUCUCACUAGACUGCGAAGGUACGAGAUAGCUGUAAGUCUGGACUUAUCAGAAAGACAAGUGAAGGUUUGGUUUCAGAAUAGGAGAAUGAAAUGGAAAAGGGUCAAAGGAGAGAAGAAACCGGAGAAGAAAUCACCGUUUCAGAUAAUGCAGCUUGAAAAGGAAAGAUUGCAGCAAGAAUCCUGUACGUAGCGUAUAAGCUAAGCUCCAAAUUACAAUCUGUUUUAUCAGCGUGUUGGUGACAUAGCUGGUAAUUAGACGAAAAGUCCAAGGCUAACAGCUACAGCACUAAUAUUCAGUCUGCUUUUUUGUUUUGUUUUUUCCUGGCAAAUCUCAACUUUUUUAGUACCCUGGUGCAGAGUUUCUCUGCUUCUUUUUUUCCUAUAACGAGAGAAAAACGAAGAAAAAGCCCUCUAGGUCCUAGCAAAAGAUCGCAUUAUUUACUUUUCGAGACUGAAGAUCAGUACGGUCUAAAACAGUUAGUUCGUUUUUUCUUUUUUAAUAUCAAACGCAUUUUUGACAACUCCAAAUUAAAUAAAUUAUACAUUUCUUGACGUAGAAUGUUUACAGUUUAGAGAUGUCUUGUCAAUUUCACUGCAUGUAAGACCUGAGGGCUUACAUACAUGCAGCGCAUUUGUCUCAACAAGGAUGUGUAGAUCUGCUGUGAUAUUUCCUUGGCACUCUAAGAACCGUCAGCAGUAACAAGCCAUGUGUAUGAUAAAUUCUCAGAAACAAAUGUAAACAACGCAGUGUUUAUACUAUAGGUUGUUAGGGGCAAUGUAUCUAUAUCCCGGUCCGUUCAUCGUGCCAUAACAAGUCGUAAAAUGACCUUGUCUGGGUCAGACUACAGUUCAGUGUUUGAAUAACUCCACACCACCGUGAGGUUACAGUGUUUCAAAUUAAGCAAGCGUAUUUUCCAGUGUGAAGACUGAAGUAUAACGACCAGCCUAAGCAAGUUAUAACGAUCUUUAUUUUAUUAGUAAUACAGACAAUUCAUGCAAUUUCCACUUUUAUUUGGCAAAAAAUAACUUUCAUGUUGAUGGCGUCAUAACCAACAUCAAAAUUACCAGAGCCAGUAAAGACAGUGUUUGAAGAAAAUUAGCUAAAAUCAAUAUCAGGAACUAGACUCGAGCAAUCAAGUACUCCUAUUAAAGAGUGAUAGCUUUCUUUAAAAUGUUAAUUAAUCUGUUAGCUUAUUAUGUUAUAUGACUCCUUUCAUAGUAAAGACAUAGAUAAUAUUGUCAACCAAUGCCACUGAGCUACGCAGUGCUCACAUAACUGAGAUGACAACGUCCGACCUUUCCUAAAAUAGUAAGUUAAUAGCCUUAAUUUCAAAGGCCAGGUCACACUAUAUUGGGCAGUUUUUCAAAUAUUCAAAACAACUGCAUACCAAGCAAGGUUUUUCUAAGUAAACAUGAUUUCUGUCCCAGUUGUUUGGUAAGGCAUGAGCAUGUCCUGUGACUUAAUUUCUGUUUGUAUUCGAUUCGGCUAUUCAACAAUUUAAAGCCAUUAUUUAAAGGUGUGAGUCAAGUUUAUUUGACACCGA
Orbicella faveolata is the source of this 2488-nucleotide messenger RNA. RefSeq lists its product as uncharacterized. Gene Ontology annotation, biological process: positive regulation of transcription by RNA polymerase II. Gene Ontology annotation, cellular component: nucleus. Lineage: Eukaryota; Metazoa; Cnidaria; Anthozoa; Scleractinia; Merulinidae. Gene Ontology annotation, molecular function: DNA-binding transcription factor activity, RNA polymerase II-specific; RNA polymerase II cis-regulatory region sequence-specific DNA binding. The record is from RefSeq and is a predicted model, not a curated record.